AUGUCGAUCGUCUCGCUCUUGGGUGUUCAGGUCCUGAACAACCCCGCCAAGUUCACGGACAAAUACGAGUUCGAGAUCACCUUUGAGUGUCUUGAAUCCUUGGAGAAGGACCUUGAGUGGAAGUUGACCUACGUUGGCUCGGCUACCAGCGACCAGUAUGACCAGGAGCUCGACAGCCUGCUGGUAGGACCUGUCCCUGUCGGCGUCAACAAGUUCAUCUUCGAGGCCGAUGCGCCUAACACGUCCCGAAUCCCCGACGCCGACAUUCUCGGCGUCACUGUGAUCCUUCUGACCUGCGCCUACGACGGUCGUGAGUUCGUUCGCGUCGGCUACUAUGUCAACAACGAAUACGACUCGGAGGAACUCAACGCGGAGCCCCCUUCGAAGCCCAUCAUUGAGCGCGUCAAGCGCAACGUCCUUGCCGAGAAGCCCCGUGUGACCCGUUUCGCCAUCAAGUGGGACAACGAGGCUUCCGCCCCCGCCGAGUUCCCUCCUGAGCAGCCCGAGGCUGACCUUGUCGCCGAUGAGGAAGAGUAUGGCGCUGAUGAACGUGAGGAAGAGGAGGCCGAUGUCGCUCUCGACAGCGGUGCCAACGGCGAGAAGCCCGCUGGCGAGGAUGCCGAAAUGGCUGGCGUUGAGAACGGUGAGGGCGAAGCUGCCCCAGUUGAGGAGGACGAGAUGUCAGACGACGGCAGCGUCGACAUUGAGGGCGAGAGCGAGGACGAGCUGGAGGAAGAGGUUGAGGGCGAGGCUGUCGAUGACGAUGCAAUGGACGUUGACACCUCGGCCGACAAGCCUGCCAACUCGGCCAGCAAGGCCACGGAGGUCGCUUCCCACUAG
Colletotrichum graminicola M1.001 is the source of this 840-nucleotide messenger RNA. Its product is annotated as ASF1 like histone chaperone. The record is from RefSeq and is a predicted model, not a curated record. Gene Ontology annotation, biological process: nucleosome assembly; DNA replication-dependent chromatin assembly; nucleosome disassembly. The transcript is spliced from 4 exons. Gene Ontology annotation, cellular component: nucleus. The coding region runs from base 1 to 840 and encodes 279 amino acids. Gene Ontology annotation, molecular function: histone binding. Lineage: Eukaryota; Fungi; Ascomycota; Sordariomycetes; Glomerellales; Glomerellaceae.